GCUUAAGGUAAAUACUGAUAAAAUUUAAGGUUAUAUUUCCUGUCAUUUCAUUAGAAACUUGCUACUUACUAGCAGUGAGUCUGAAGUAAAGACCCAAACUGCUGUUUUGCAUUUUUAUAAUACAAAACAUCAAAAAGUCCAAAGGUGAAGGUUAAAAUGUCUGUGCAAAAGGCAGGCAAGUUCCUAUACUUUGCUUAUGGGAGUAAUUUAUUGAAACAGCGGAUCCAUAUCCAGAAUCCCAGUGCCGAAAGGGCCGGUAUUGGAUUCCUGAAGGAUUACCAGAUUAGUUUUGUAACACAUUCAAAAAGAUGGCAGGGGGCGAGCGCUACGAUAAUUCCCAAGAAAUCCAGGGUAGUGUGGGGUGCCCUGUGGUAUCUGGAUAAUUCCCACAUGGAAAGUCUGGAUGGACAAGAAGGAGUACAUAAAAACCUCUACAGAGUCCUCCAUGUAGAUAUAGAGUUACCAAAUGGAGAAAAAGUCAAGGCGAGAACUUACCAACAAACCGUAGACGCUCCAGACGUGGAUGAUUUCAAAGACUUACCCCACGAGUGCCGACCGUCGUUUCCAUACCUGAGGACGAUUUUAGUCGGGGCAGAAGAGUCAGACUUACCGAAAGAAUACAGGGAAUUCUUACAGACGAUACCACAUAACGGCUACGACGGACCGGUCGAUAUAGGACUGCCAUUAAACUUUAAAUAAAACAACUUUAGAUAACUAUUUUAAUAAAUUUUAUUUUAUCUUAAUCAA
Molecule: messenger RNA, 747 nt
Organism: Anthonomus grandis grandis
Lineage: Eukaryota; Metazoa; Arthropoda; Insecta; Coleoptera; Curculionidae
Product: gamma-glutamylcyclotransferase-like
Exons: 3
Coding region: 157-699 (180 amino acids)
Molecular function (GO): gamma-glutamylcyclotransferase activity
Source: RefSeq, a predicted model, not a curated record